Messenger RNA from Phalaenopsis equestris, 1035 nucleotides. Its product is annotated as NADPH-dependent pterin aldehyde reductase. Gene Ontology annotation, cellular component: cytosol. NCBI's taxonomy places the organism in Eukaryota, Viridiplantae, Streptophyta, Magnoliopsida, Asparagales, Orchidaceae. The record is from RefSeq and is a predicted model, not a curated record. Gene Ontology annotation, biological process: folic acid-containing compound metabolic process. Bases 82 to 804 code for a protein of 240 amino acids. Gene Ontology annotation, molecular function: oxidoreductase activity, acting on the CH-OH group of donors, NAD or NADP as acceptor. The transcript has 5 exons.
UUGGACUCUUAAACUUAGCGAACAAAUACUGUUUGCAAACAACCAGCCGUUUGACGGUCAUUUGUGGGAGAGAGAAAGGCCAUGGGAGAAACGCAGCUGAAGACGAUUAUGAUAACAGGGGUGAGUCGAGGAUUAGGGCGGGUACUGGCCUUGGAGUUAGCUCGCCGUGGCCACAUCGUAGUUGGCUGCGCCCGUUCGCAGGAGAAGCUUCAAGCCCUAAUGACUGAGUUGACGCGGAAUGAACCCGCUUCUUCUUCUUCCUCUUCCUCCAAGUACCUUCUCAAACAUCUCGACGUGAGAUCUGACAGCAACAUGAAGGAGUUCGCUAAGCUUCUUGUGGAAGAAAGAAAGAUACCAGAUAUUAUCGUAAACAAUGCAGGGACAAUCAACAAAAACAAUAAAAUAUGGGCUGUGCCAGCUGAAGAGUUUGAUAUGGUCAUAGAUACCAAUAUAAAAGGAACAGCCAAUAUACUUCGUCACUGCUUGCCACUAUUAAUAGAAAAGAAGCAAGGAAUUGUCGUGAACAUAUCCUCUGGGUGGGGAAGAUCAGCAGCUGCAGAGGUGGCUCCUUAUUGUGCUUCAAAAUGGGCAAUAGAAGGCCUGUCGAAGUCCGUGGCGAAGGAAUUACCUCCAGGUUUAGCAAUUGUUGCACUGAACCCCGGGGUCGUAAAUACAGACAUGCUUGCCUCAUGUUUUGGAAGCAAUGCUGCCUUUUAUCAGGCACCUGAAUCAUGGGCUCCAAAAGCUGCUACAAUGAUACUAAAUCUAACAGCAGAAGAUAAUGGCGCUUCCCUUACAAUAUAAAAGCUGAGCCAAUUUUUCUAGUUUCUUCAUAUUCGUUCUGAAAACUCCUCUUCUGCUCUUUGUGAUGGUUUGUGAAGUUAAGUUCUCCUUUUGAUUCCAUUAAUGACUGACUUUUUUUGCAAGAAUGCAUCCAUUUUCAUCUUGAUGUACAAUUCUUAGCUGCAAUUCUCAAGGGUUGUUUGAUUUUUGGGACAGUUAAAUACAUAGUACAUAAUUCUUAUUUAUUUACAU